AUGUCGUCAACCGAGCCAAACCAACAAGACAUUCGGCUGAAAGACUGGUUAUGCCACCAUUAUAAAGCUCUUUCCCUUAUAGACCAAAUCCGCAACGAUGAGGUUGAAAACAUCCAAUCAGAAUGGAGAAAUGACAAGGGCUAUGGAACUCAUCUAACAACAUUUCUCCGCAAAACCGCCCCCCAUGCGGCUGUUUAUGUGGCAAAGGUUUUUGACCAUAGAGAAAAUCUCAAUAGCUACCAGGAUCAAAUUGCGUCGGCAAUCAGAUAUGCGGUAGAUGUAUGGAAGGUUGACAUAAUCAUCAUGCCCUGGUGGUUUAACAAAAAUCCCGGAAAGCCGAUAUAUCCUGCUAUUGAGCACGCCGCAUUUCAUGAUAUUAUGUUGGAGUGGCUACUAAGGCGAUUCAACCGUGUAGAAUGAGAUGGAUGAUGAUCUAGCUAGGGGCCUCGUAGGCCAUCUAUAUGGACUAACUAGCGGUGUAGGGAGGAGUGUCACGUGACCCUACGUUGCCUACCGGCGUGGGAGCCCAUCGGGGAUCCCAACAUAUUAU
Messenger RNA from Aspergillus sclerotioniger CBS 115572, 550 nucleotides. RefSeq lists its product as uncharacterized. Bases 1 to 420 code for a protein of 139 amino acids. NCBI's taxonomy places the organism in Eukaryota, Fungi, Ascomycota, Eurotiomycetes, Eurotiales, Aspergillaceae. Gene Ontology annotation, molecular function: serine-type endopeptidase activity. The transcript is spliced from 4 exons. The record is from RefSeq and is a predicted model, not a curated record. Gene Ontology annotation, biological process: proteolysis.